UUUCUGUGGUUCAGUUGUUGUUGUUUCCAACGGACACUUUAACAGCUGUACCGACCGGAAAUGUGCGCGCGUCCGCGACUCCGCGUCACAGGAGAGGUUGUGAUUAGGUACUGGCAUCAACGAUUCAUCGGUGGUGAAUCUGCCCCGUGGAGUGAGCCGGCAUGGCCUCUGCCCCAGCACAGCAGCCCUCGCUCACUGUGGAGCAGGCAAGAGUUGUUCUCAGUGAGGUGAUCCAGGCUUUCUCCAUGCCCGAGAACGCAGCCCGCAUGGAGGAAGCCAGAGAAAGCGCCUGCAAUGACAUGGGCAAGAUGCUGCAGCUGGUGCUUCCCGUAGCCACCCAGAUCCAACAGGAGGUCAUCAAAGCAUACGGCUUCAACAACGAGGGAGAAGGUGUUCUCAAAUUCGCGCGGCUGGUAAAGAUGUAUGAAACUCAGGACCCAGAGAUCGCAGCCAUGUCCCUGAAACUCAAGAGUCUCCUCCUGCCGCCCCUCUCCACUCCUCCCAUCGGCAGUGGCAUCCCGACCUCGUAGAACAAGCCCCAACUCCCAGUUCAGAAAACGUUUCAACUCUAAAACUUUGUAUAGUGCAAACACAUUCAGGGUUUCCAAAAUUCAAGUCUGUUUUUUGACACUUCUUCCAAGGGUCAUUUAAACGGAGCGAAAAUAUUUGAAUAAAAAGUGAACGAUUAUUAGUGAACUUCUACAUUCCUGUUUUCUUUCAGUCAAAUGAUUAGUAUUCAAAGCAUUUGUUUUUUUUCUCUCACACAUUUUUAUAUUAAUUUUGCCAAUGUUGAAUGUGCAUAUUUAUCAAGCAUAACUCUAAUUUGUUAAGGCCUUUUGAAGGUUUGUUUGUUUUUAAACUUUUUUUUUUAUACGGUUUGCAUUACGGUAAUAACUUACUCAUUUGCCCAUAUUAUAGACAUAUAGAUCAUAUUUAUACAUGAUAACCUGUGACACAUCUUAUGAUCAUUGCUGUUUGCAAAACUUAUCAUUGUCAUAUCCAAUAAAGUCUUUUUUUUACUCAA
Rhinichthys klamathensis goyatoka is the source of this 1024-nucleotide messenger RNA. RefSeq names its product gene rich cluster, C10 gene (gene grcc10). The transcript has 4 exons. The record is from RefSeq and is a predicted model, not a curated record. Lineage: Eukaryota; Metazoa; Chordata; Actinopteri; Cypriniformes; Leuciscidae. Bases 162 to 530 code for a protein of 122 amino acids. Gene Ontology annotation, biological process: post-embryonic development.